This is a messenger RNA of Dipodomys spectabilis (banner-tailed kangaroo rat), 10712 nucleotides long. RefSeq names its product zinc finger ZZ-type and EF-hand domain containing 1 (gene Zzef1). The transcript has 55 exons. Gene Ontology annotation, molecular function: ubiquitin-like protein ligase activity; calcium ion binding; zinc ion binding. Lineage: Eukaryota; Metazoa; Chordata; Mammalia; Rodentia; Heteromyidae. The coding region runs from base 95 to 8986 and encodes 2963 amino acids. Gene Ontology annotation, cellular component: postsynapse. Gene Ontology annotation, biological process: protein ubiquitination; regulation of synaptic plasticity. The record is from RefSeq and is a predicted model, not a curated record.
CCCGCCGGAGCUGUCGGAGGUUGACAGGUCGAGGCCGGGCGGCGGUGGCGGCGGCGGCGGCGGCGGCGGAGCGCAGCGCCCAGACCCAGGCCCCAUGGGGAACGCGCCGAGUAACAGUAGUGACGACGAAGCGGCGGCCGCCGGGGCCGAGGGUUGGGGUCCGCACGCGGACUGGGCUGCGGACCCGGGUGCGACCCCCGGCCCGGGGCCCGCGGCCCCGGCGCUGCCGCCCGCCGCCUCACUGCUGGAACCAGCCCGGCUGCGGGAAGCAGCCGCGGCACUGCGGCCCACGCCGCCCUGCGAGUCACUGGUGUCGCGGCACCACGGCGCGCUGCUGCGCUGGCUGGAGGAGCGUCUGGGCCGCGGCGAGGAGUCCGUCACCCUGGAACAGUUCCGGGAGCUGCUGGAGGCGCGCGGCGCUGGCUGCUCCGGAGAGCAGUUCGAGGAGGCCUUUGCCCAGUUCGAUGCUGAGGGUGAUGGGACAGUUGAUGCUGAGAACAUGUUGGAAGCCCUCAAAAAUUCCAGUGGAGCCAAUCUUCAGGGGGAGCUGAGCCAUGUCAUCAGACAACUACAAGCCUGCUCUCUGGUUCCAGGUUUCAUAGACAUAUUUUCAGAGUCAAAGGAGGGUCUUGGUGUUCACUCAUCAAUGAUACUGCGCUUCCUGCAUCGCAAUCGAAUCUCUAGCAUGGUAAUUCCCUAUCCAAUGUUGGACCACUGCAAUAACAUGUGUACCAUGCGGUCCUCAGUCCUGAAGGAGUCUCUGGAUCAACUAGUACAAAAGGAGAAGGAAAACCCUGGAGAGUUAACCAGAAGCCCUGAGAUGGAUAAACUCAAGUCAGUAACAAAAUGCUAUGCUUAUAUAGAGACAUCCUCCAACCCUGCAGAUAUUGACAAGAUGACAAAUGGAGAAACAUCAUCCUACUGGCAGUCAGAUGGUAGUGCACGUUCACACUGGAUUCGGUUAAAAAUGAAGCCAGAUGUGGUACUUAGGCACUUGUCCAUUGCAGUGGCUGCCUCUGACCAGAGCUACAUGCCACAGCAAGUGACAAUAGCCGUGGGAAGGAGUGCUAGUGAUCUCCAAGAAGUCCGAGAUGUGCACAUCCCCAGCAAUGUGACUGGCUACGUGACCUUGUUGGAAAAUGCCAACAUCAGCCAGCUCUAUGUCCAGAUUAACAUAAAACGUUGUCUUAGCGAUGGAUGUGAUACUAGAAUUCAUGGUCUGAGGGCUGUUGGCUUUCAGAGAGUUAAAAAGUCUGGAGUCUCAGUCUCAGAUGCCUCUGCAAUAUGGUAUUGGUCUCUGUUGACAUCUCUGGUGACAGCUUCAAUGGAGACAAACCCUGCAUUUGUCCAGACAGUGCUGCAUAAUACCCAGAAGGCGCUGCAGCAUAUGCCUCCACUUUCUCUCUCACCAGGAUCUGCAGACUUCUCAACUUUCUUAUCUCCCAAUGUUCUGGAAGAAGUGGACAGUUUCCUCAUAAGGAUAACUAGCUGCUGUUCUACUCCACAGGUAGAACUGACUCUGCUGGCCUUUGCACUGGCAAGAGGAAGUGUUGCCAAAGUGAUGAGUUCUUUGUGCACCAUCAUUGACCAACUGGACACACAGUAUGAUGCCCUGUCCCUCAUUUCAUCCAUGGCAUCUGUCAGACAGAACCUGCUUCUUAAAUAUGGUAAACCUCUUCAGUUGACUCUUCAGGCUUGUGAUGUCAAAGGAAAAGAAGACAAGUCAGGACCUGAAAACCUCCUUGUGGAACCAUGGACAAGGGAUGGUUUUCUUACAGAGACUGGAAAAACCAGAGCAAGUACUAUUUUUUCUACAGGAACUGAGUCUGCCUUCCAAGUUACACAGAUAAGAAUUAUGGUUCGACGUGGUGGUAUUGGUGCUCAAUGUGGGCUGGUAUUUGCUUAUAACUCAUCUUCUGAUAAAUUUAAUGCAGAAGAACACUUCAAACGCUUUGAAAAAUACGACAGAUGGAAACUUCAGGAGCUCAGGCAAUUUGUAAAACACAGGGCUGGCUGUUCAUCUGAAGACCUUGGAGAAGAUGAUCCUAUUGGCUGGUUUGAGCUAGAAGAAGAGUGGGAUGAAACAGAUGUCAAACUGCAGCAGUGCCGAGUUGCCAAAUAUUUGAUGGUGAAGUUCCUGUGCACCCGUCAGGAAUCAGCAGAGCGCUUGGGAGUGCAAGGCUUGAGCAUCAGUGGGUACCUUCGGCCUGCAAGAGCAGAAGCAGAGCAAAGUAUCCUCUGUGCCCACUGCAAAAAGGAUACAGAGAGUGCUUGUGGUGCCACCCUGCUCCUCAGGACCCUGCAGUUCAUCCAACAGCUUGCUCAUGACCUGGUGCAACAAAAAAAAAGUGGCUUAAAAUAUAAAUCUUUUCUGGACUUCACGGGUCUUGAUUUACAGAUCUUCUGGAAGUUUUACAGUAAACUAAAACAAAGCCCAAGAGAAGAGUGCAUCUGUGCCCAAAUCCUGCUACUGCAGCUUCUGCAGAGUUGCUUUUCAGUGCUGCAGGGAGAUGUGCCUACUGCCUCUGAGGAGGGGAAGCCUCCAGCUCAGCAUCCGGAGAGAGUUCAGGCUGCCAAGGAGCUCUAUACACACUUAUGUGAUGUGGUAGAUAAGGUAGAUGGAGACUCAGUACUUGUGGAGAUUCUAAAGCAAGAAGUUAAGAACACCCUUCUCAAUGGGGCUGCCAUAUUCUUUCCUGAUCGACAGACCCGUCGGAACCAUCUCUUCACUAUGAUGAAGAAUAUCACUGAGCAAGAACAUAAGCAGUCCCUGCAGCUCACAUUCCAUUCACUGUGCACAUAUUUUAGUGAUAAAGACCCAGGUGGCCUUCUACUUUUACCUGAGAAAAGUGACCUUGCUGGCAUGAACAUUGGUGAAGUCCUAGCUGUCAUGAAUACGCUCCUUUCUGUGGCUGCUCGAGAGUGUGAGCUGUUGAUGCUCAGUGAGGCACCAGGGGAAGUUGGCUCUGUGCUCUUUUCUCUGUUCUGGUCUGUGCAAGGUAGUCUGCUCUCCUGGUGUUAUCUGCAACUGAAGAGCACAGACUCUGGAGCCAAAGAUCUUGCUGUGGACCUUAUAGAAAAAUAUGUGGGACAGUUUCUGGCAAGCAUGAGAGUGAUUUUGGAAUCCCUUUUGUCACAGUAUAGUGGAAAAACCAUAGUAGAAAAACUGUGUAAUUCAGUGUUUUCCAUGGCAGCUCGUCAACUGGUCAUCUUUCUCCUAGACUUCUGUUCUUUGGACAUUUCACACUGUACUCUCUUGAGAGAGUUCAGUACCUUGACAGAGCUGUUGAAGAAGCUCUGCAAUGACCCUGAAGGAGGACUGAGCAAGCUGGAUGUUGAGACCUGGCAGCAGGAACAGCCUGUGGUACUACAUACAUGGACCAAGGAGUCUGCCCAUAACUAUGAAAAUAACUGCCAUGAAGUAUCUGUCUUUGUUAGCCCAGGGGCAACCUAUUUUGAAGUGGAAUUUGAUGACAGGUGUGAAACUGAAAAGCGGUAUGAUUAUCUGGAAUUUACAGACUCUAGAGGUGGGAAGACACGCUAUGACACAAAAGUUGGUACUUAUAAGUGGCCUAAGAAAGUGACCUUUAAGGAUGGUCCUAGGCUUCAGUUCCUCUUUCAUUCUGACAGCAGUAAUAAUGAGUGGGGCUACAAAUUCACUGUCACUGCCUACGGCCUGCCUGAUGUUGCCGUGUCUUGGGGGUUAGACUUGCAACUCCUUGUCUCUCGACUAAUGGGCCGCCUUGCCUCCCAGUGUAUGGCACUCAAGUCUAUGCAUCAGUUAGGCAGUAACCUGGCAGUACCACAGGCAAAAAUGGCUUCAGUACUGAACUCCCCAUUGUGGAAACCUGUCUUCAGGCAUCAGAUUUGUCCAGGGUUGGAAUUAGAAGCAAGCUGGCCCACUCACCUACAUCAGAAUGAGAAGGAGGUUAAGAAAAUCCCUGACGAUCCCUGCCGGCGUUUUCUCCUUGAUUUUGCCCAGUCAGAGCCUGCUCAGAACUUCUGUGGGCCAAAUUCAGAACUGUUCAAAGGAUUCAUACAGGCAUGUAGAAAACAGGCCCCAAAGACAGAUAUAGUUGCUGGUUCCACUAUUGAUCAAGCUGUGAACGCCACCUUUGCUGCUCUGGUGUAUCGCACUCCAGAUUUAUAUGAGAAGCUGCAAAAAUAUGUAAAUAGCGGGGGCAAGAUAGCCCUGAGUGAAGAGUUUGCACAGGUGUAUUCCCUGGCAGAUGGGAUUCGAAUAUGGAUGUUAGAGAUGAAGCAAAAGUCCCUGAUGAGCCUGGGGAAUGAGGCUGAAGAAAAACUCAGUUCAGAAGCUGUAGAGGCGAACCCAGAGAGCCUAGCAAAAGAAUGUAUUCAGAAAAGUCUUCUGUUACUAAAAUUUUUGCCCAUGGACAAAAGUUCAGAAGAAACCUUUGACAAGUUGGUGACUGUCAAUGAAACCGAUCACCUCCAGCCACUAGACAGGCACCAGAGGACAAGCUCUGUGGUAGAAGAGCAUUUCCAAGCCUCAGCAUCUCCCACAGAAGCAGGCCCCUCAACUGCCAGAGACAACAGUCCUGACUGGGAGGUCCCCUCAAAGCUGCCACCAAGUAGCGGGCCUCCCUCUGCAGAAGUGCCCACUGCUGAGGAGCCCUCCUCACCUUCCACACCUACCCGGCGGCCACCCUUCACCCGAGGGCGACUCCGGCUACUCUCUUUCAGAUCCAUGGAAGAAGCCAGACCACUGCCUACAGUAAAAGAGAAAUAUCCAGUGUUGAAGGAUGCCAUGGACUUCAUUAAAGAUCAAUCACUCUCACAUGACAGUGUUGUAAAGGUUCUUUCCUUAAAGAAAGCCCAAGCCAAGAGCAUCCUGGAAGCCCUGAGGGUAAUUCAGUACUGUACAGAAUCCCUAGGACAGCCUCAUUGCUUUCAUCCACCAUAUGUUCUUUUCCUGUUGGAACUUCUGACCUGCCAGAAAGAUUUUACCAAUUAUUUUGGACACCUGGAAGGUUGUGGUGCUGACCUACACAAAGAAAUUCGAGACACUUACUAUCAACUUGUUCUCUUUUUGGUCAAAGCAAUUAAAGGAUUUAAUAGCAUAAAUGACAGAUCCCUGCUGCCUGCCUUAUCGUGCAUUCAGACAGCCUUACUUCAUCUUUUGGAUAUGGGCUGGGAACCUUGUGAUCUUGCCUUCUUUGUUGAUAUUCAGUUACCAGAUCUCCUAAUGAAAAUGUCACAAGAAAAUAUCAGUGUCCACGACAGUAUGAUCAGCCAGUGGAGUGAAGAGGAUGAGCUUGCUGAUGCCAAGCAGAAUUCAGAAUGGAUGGAUGAGUGUCAGGAUGGCAUGUUUGAGGCCUGGUAUGAAAAAAUAGCCCAGGAGGAUCCAGAGAAGCAGAGGAAAAUGCACAUGUUCAUUGCUCGUUACUGUGACCUGCUAAAUGUGGACAUCUCUUGUGAUGGAUGUGAUGAGAUUGCUCCCUGGCACCGCUACCGGUGUCUUCAAUGCAGUGACAUGGAUCUCUGCAAAACUUGCUUCCUAGGUGGAGUGAAGCCUGAAGGCCAUGGAGAUGACCAUGAAAUGGUCAACAUGGAGUUUACCUGUGACCACUGCCAGGGUUUGAUCAUAGGCCGAAGAAUGAACUGCAAUGUCUGUGAUGACUUUGAUCUUUGUUAUGGAUGCUAUGCAGCAAAGAAAUAUUCCUAUGGCCAUUUGCCUACCCAUAGCAUCACAGCCCACCCCAUGGUGACCAUCCGGAUCAGUGACCGCCAGAGGCUCAUCCAGCCAUAUAUCCACAACUACUCCUGGCUGCUCUUUGCUGCCUUGGCUCUCUAUAGUGCCCAUGUGACCAGCACAGAGGACAUGGAUGGGGAGAAACUGGGUCCUCAGGCCCGCAGCAGUGCCGCCAUCCUUCGGAGCCAGUGCAUGCAGCUGGUCGGGGACUGUCUGAUGAAGGCUCACCAGGGCAAAGGUCUUAAAACUCUAGCUCUUCUUGGUAUACUGCCAGAUGGUGACUCUACUCCAGAACACCAGGCUUUGCCAAUCACAGUGUCAACGCCGACAUCAGAGGAGCAGCUAGAGAAGAAAACUGUCCAUCCCACUCAGCAGCUGUCAGAGACAGGCUCAUUAGUGCAGUGCAAUGGAAAGAGAGCUGUAGAGAAGGAAAUCAGACCUUUGGAUUCCAGACAUAGAAAGAAGGCAAGUCUCUUAUUAAUGAAGGAUUCCUCAUGCCAGAUCCAAAUUUCAGAUGUACCUACAGAUGCUCAUACACCUCCAGGACCACCAGAUGCUGAAAUUUCAGAAUCGUCAUCUCAGAAGCCAAUAGAGGAAAAAGCAGUUAAUCCAAAUCCUGAGCAAGUGUUUGCUGAGUGUUCCCAGAAGAGGAUUUUAGGACUGCUAGCAGCCAUGUUACCUCCAGCAAAGUUGGGUCCAACACUCCCCCUGAUAGACCUGGAGCAUGUCCUCCCACUGAUGUUUCAGGUUGUCAUCUCCAAUGCAGGCCACUUGAAUGAAACCUACCACCUCACUCUGGGACUUCUUGGCCAGUUAAUCAUCCGUCUUUUACCAGCAGAGGUAGAUGCUGCAGUGAUCAAGGUCCUUUCAGCCAAACACAACCUGUUUGCUGCAGGGGACAGUUCCAUUGUGCCAGAUGGUUGGAAGACCACUCAUCUACUUUUCAGCCUCGGAGCUGUGUGCCUGGACAGCCGGGUGGGCUUGGAUUGGGCGUGUUCCAUGGCAGAGAUUCUGCGGUCACUCAAUAAUGCCCCACUUUGGCAAGAUGUCAUUGCUACCUUCACAGACCACUGCAUCAAGCAGCUGCCUUUCCAGCUGAAGCAUACCAACAUCUUUACCCUGCUGGUUCUGGUUGGCUUCCCUCAGGUUCUCUGUGUGGGAACUCGCUGUGUUUAUAUAGAUAAUGCCAAUGAGACCCAUAAUGUUAUCAUCUUGAAACAUUUCACUGAGAAGAACAGGGCUGUGAUUGUUGAUGCCAAAACUCGGAAAAGGAAAACAGUGAAAGACUACCAGCUGACUCAGAAGGGAGGAGGACAAGAAUGCAAUGACUCUGAGACCCAGCUGAGCCAAUAUUCCCAGCACUUCGCCUUUAUUGCCAGUCACCUCCUGCAAACCAGCAUGGAUAGUCAUUGCUCUGAGGCAGUGGAAGCAACGUGGAUUCUGUCCCUGGCCCUCAAAGGUUUAUAUAAAACACUAAAGGCUCAUGGUUUUGAAGAGAUCCAUGCAACCUUUCUUCAGACUGAUCUGCUGAAGCUGUUAGUGAAAAAGUGCAGCAAAGGGACUGGCUUCAGCAAGACAUGGCUCCUCCGGGAUCUGGAAAUUCUGUCUAUCAUGCUGUACUCUUCAAAAAAGGAAAUCAACGCUCUGGCUGAUCACAGAGACCUCGAGCUAGAUGAGCGAGGAGACCAAGAGGAAGAGGUGGACCGGCCAAUCAGCAGUCCUGGAGAACCAGAGCAAAAAAAGCUAGACCCUCUGGAAGGCCUUGAUGAGCCCACCAGAAUAUGUUUCUUGAUGGCUCAUGAUGCCCUCAAUGCCCCUCUGCACAUCCUCCGGGCCAUAUAUGAACUGCAGAUGAAAAAGACCGACUCUUUCUUCUUGGAGGUUCAGAAGAGGUUUGAUGGAGAUGAGCUCACCACAGAUGAGAGGAUCCGCUCUCUGGCGCAAAGGUGGCAGCCCAGUAAGAGUCUGAGACUGGAAGAGCAGAGCGCCAAAGCUGUGGACACAGACAUGAUCAUCUUGCCAUGCUUGUCCCGGCCCACAUGCUGUGAUCAUGCCACUGCUGAAUUGAAUCCUGUGACCCAGAAGCUGAUCUCCAGCACAGAGAGUGAGCUUCAGCAGAGCUAUGCCAAGCAGCGCCGGAGCAAGAGUGCUGCCCUCCUCCACAAAGAGUUGAACUGCAAGAGUAAGAGGGCUGUCCGCGACUACCUCUUUCGUGUGAAUGAGGCCACAGCUGUCCUGUAUGCUCGCCAUGUGUUGGCCUCCCUUCUUGCUGAGUGGCCCAGGAAUGUGCCAGUGAGCGAGGAUAUCCUGGAACUAAGUGGCCCUGCCCAUAUGACUUACAUUUUGGAUAUGUUCAUGCAGCUAGAAGAAAAGCACCAGUGGGAGAAGAUUCUGCAGAAGGUUCUCCAGGGCUGCCGAGAGAACAUGCUGGGGACCAUGGCUCUGGCUGCCUGCCAGUUCAUGGAGGAGCCCGGAAUGGAGGUGCAAGUGAGGGAAUCCAAACACCCAUAUAAUAACAACACCAGCUUUGAGGAUAAAGUCCACAUUCCUGGUGCCAUCUACCUCUCAAUCAAAUUUGACUCUCAGUGUAACACUGAGGAAGGCUGUGAUGAGUUAGCUAUGUCCAGCAGUAGUGACUUCCAGCAGGAUCGACACAACUUCAGUGGGUCUCAACAGAAGUGGAAAGAUUUUGAGCUUCCAGGAGAUACUCUGUAUUACCGAUUCACCUCUGACAUGAGCAACACUGAGUGGGGCUACAAAUUCACUGUGACAGCCGGACACCUAGGACGGUUCCAAACAGGAUUCGAGAUUUUGAAGCAGAUGUUAUCAGAAGAAAGGGUUGUGCCUCACCUCCCAUUGGCCAAAAUUUGGGAAUGGCUGGUGGGCGUAGCCUGCCGCCAGACUGGUCAUCAGAGACUAAAGGCCAUCCAUUUACUACUGAGGAUUGUGCGAUGCUGCACACACAGUGACCUUUGUGACCUGGCACUGUUGAAGCCGCUGUGGCUGCUGUUUACCCACAUGGAGUACAGCCUGUUUGAGGACGUGACACAGCCUGGCAUCCUGCUCCCCCUGCAUCGGGCCCUCACUGAGCUUUUUUUUGUCACCGAGAACCGUGCCCAGGAGCUUGGCUUGCUGCAGGAGUACCUGCUAGCCUUAACCACUGAUGACCACCUUCUUCGCUGUGCAGCCCAGGCUCUGCAGAAUGUUGCUGCCAUCAGCCUGGCCAUCAACUACCCAAACAAGGCCACCCACCUCUGGAAUGUUGAGUGUUAACCUCACUGUGGCUGUGACGUUCAUGGACUUGAUAAUCUGUCCACAGGGGUUCAAAGCUAGACCUCCAGCCUCCAGCCUCACUGAGAAAAAAAUUCCUGCGGCUUCAGUGCCCAGCUCUAUUUGAGCUCACUCCUGUACUCAUCCUAUGCCAAGCACUGUGUCUCUAAGAACUCGUGCACAGGCUUAUCAUGUAUGGAUUGUCACACAUGAGAAAAAGCAAAGUGCAGAAUGACUCAGAAAGGACCUGCAGGAGGCAUUUGGAAAACUUGCUCAGAGACCAGCCUCCUCCAGGGUCGCCCCUCUGGAGCAACAGUGCAGAAGACCUGGAAACAGCCUUGCUGGAAGGUUCUGUCUCCUCUAAGCUAGAGAUGCCUGUACUUUCUGUCAGUGGAUAAUGUGGAGGAAGGCACCACCUGCCAGAAGCCACUCUGGCAAUGAGAGGCACAGCCACAGUGGGCUGGCUGGGGGGCGGGAGAGACUAUACCUUUGCUUUAAAUUUGUGAGAUUAGGAAAUCCAAACCAAACCACAGCCAGUGCAACCCCCUCCUGGCCAGCACCAGCCCCUCUGCAUUCAGAAUGGGACACAUACCAGCUAGCUCCCUGAGUGCUCAGCCAUCCUGGAGAAUGCCUCAUGGGAGCAAGUGCCCGCUGGGCACAGCCAGCGGGCCACCCUGCAUGCCCACCCACACUGUGCUCCCGGAACAGUAAUGAUUUCUUUCAGUUGUUUUAACAUGUGUUGGUUUCCACCUCCUGCUUUUAGAAGAGAAGCACACUCUCUGAGUGGGCCUCCAGGGAAUGCCAGGGACAAGCUGAUGAGUGAAAGCAGUGGAGCUGGAAGAACUUUGCAGCAUCAGCACCUGCAAUAUCAGGCUCUCCAAAAAGAUUUCACUUUAAGAGUAAAAACCUACCUGGCUUUAUUUCUGCUUAAAGGGUGGUCCUUCCCACCCAUCACCCUAGGUAGACCUGACUGUCAUCUUCUAGCAAUAAUGAUAUGAGUUCUAGUGGAUGCUGUUUCAUAUUUUUUCUGUGUGACUUUAGCCUCAUCCUGUGCUGAUGAUCAUCCACUUUCUAGAGCCAUGUGUUAGCAUGUGAGACAGGGUUGUCAUGUGGGCCACGGCCAGCUCAGUGGGAACUCAUGAGAACAAAGAUGCCUGAAGUAGCUGCUUUUUAAGAGCAGGGCCCUGGGCUAGAGGCACCUCAUAGGACUAAACCCAAGGAAAGCUCUAGUAUGACCCUUGGUCUCUGAAGAGGUUCAGGGGACGGCAGGGGAGUCUAGAUAGGCAGAGCCUGAGUCUGCAAGCCUUGGAGCACCUGCCUGCAAGGGUGUCGUGCCUUCUGGCUCAGGAGGUUACUUGCAUAGCCCUAGAGUUAAGUUCUCAGCUGAGGCUCUAGGUGUGGGGAAAUGGCCACAGAGUGGGAGGGGGUGGGGUGCAAAGAGACAACAAGAAAUGGGAUGGUGGUACACUACCUACUGCCCUAAUGUCAAGGGGAGUUGAUAGGUUACUAGCCAAGGGGAAGCCCCUUUCCCACACCUGGCCCUUUCCCAGCCUGCCCUUGCUUUGCAAGUUGCCUACACCUCAGAGAAGGUUCAGAAUCCCAAGAUGGGUCAGAUUGAAUCUCAGUGCUUGGGUAAAAAACCCCACUGUGACCCAGGCACCCAUGGCUCACGCCUGUACUAGCUACUCAGGAGGCUGAGAUCUGAGGAUUGCAGUUCAAAGCCAGCAGG